Messenger RNA from Fusarium tjaetaba, 1320 nucleotides. Its product is annotated as transcriptional regulatory. The transcript has 2 exons. The record is from RefSeq and is a predicted model, not a curated record. The coding region runs from base 1 to 1320 and encodes 439 amino acids. Lineage: Eukaryota; Fungi; Ascomycota; Sordariomycetes; Hypocreales; Nectriaceae. Gene Ontology annotation, molecular function: zinc ion binding; DNA-binding transcription factor activity, RNA polymerase II-specific. Gene Ontology annotation, biological process: regulation of DNA-templated transcription.
AUGGCUCAAGAAGACCAUGGGCAGAGUCACGGUGACUCUCCCAAUAAUCCUACAAUUUCUGCCCCGACAUCGAAGUCUUCUUCUCUAGCUCCCAUAGUUACAUCUGUCACCGCUCCUCCAGCUUCCAACACGACUGCUGGACCUCUCAACACUGCUGCUGCCGAGACGACACUACCACCCAUCACCGAGCUUGCUUCAGUGCCGUUCACGGCUGCGGACCGCCCGACCGCCUCGACGACCGCUCCAGUUCCCACCUCUACACUCGCCGCAUCCUCCGAAUCCGCACCCUUCGCCGUCUCUUCUUCCGUGCCGUCUCCCACGCCAGCCUCGGCUCCUGCUGCCUCUGCCGCUCCGCCCGCGGUUCCUCAGCAGAACGGCGACAGCAGGGCCCCCGAGGCUGCUUCGACACCCACACCCAACUCAGAAAUGUCCAACCAGCACCCAGGGCUACCUCAUGGUCAGCAUGUGAGCUAUCCGGGCUCCUCGAUGCCUUAUGCGUCCUCGGCAGGCCAACCAGCCGCCCAAUAUGCCCCUUAUCCUGUAGUCACAAGUCAAGCAACGGAGCCAUACAGACCGAGUCCUAUGCCCGUCAGUAUGCCGCUGCCUAGCAUGAGAACAAUCGAAAACCCACAUGGACCUCCGGUAUCUAAUCCGCAGGGCAUGCCGAUGAACAUGCAUAUGGCGCCCACGUCAGGCGGUGUGCCAUUCUAUAGCCACCAAGGCAUGCCGAUGGCAAGCUACGGUCUUCCCGAUUCCAUGGCUCGUUAUGCUAUUCCUCACGAUCCGAGGCUUCUGGGUCACAGGGGACCGAAGAAGUGCGAUGAAACACACCCGACUUGCAACAACUGUAAAAAGUCGAAGCGCGAGUGUCUCGGUUACGACCCCAUUUUCAGACAACAAGCGGGUGGACAAUCAUCUUCCAAUAUCCAGCCUGCGCCCAGCCAAAGGACUCCUCCCACAGUUCCAAGCUCUGUGCCUUCAACUGUCCCUUCGUCGAUAGCGCCCAACACUGCCCUUACCGCUCGACCAACGAACUCAUACGGCAGCCAGCCAUCUAUGCUCCCAAGCUCGUAUGCAACAGCUCACGCGACAACAGCAAGCCCUAACCCGUCUAUCACCUCGCUUAGCUACGACUCGAGUUUUUCCAACGUUGCAUCUCCUCCUGUCAAAUCCGAGUCGACAUACGAGUAUCCGCCCGCAAUCGACCCAGCCCUUCAAGGAUUCUCAUCAACCUCAAACGCGGAAAGCUCUAGAGCGAUUGAACAAAGGCCUCUUGCUGACAACAACCAACAUCUUAGAGGUGGCGCCCCCUACUAUUGA